CACCCCCGAGCACCCGGGCCACCAUCACCUCCUCCUUCUUCUGAUCCCCCCGAACGCUUUCUACAGUAUUCAACAAAUUUACCCUCUCCAUAUCCACUUCCAUAAUCAUGCCCAUGUCCACUACAUCAACCUCCACCUCGACAUCACCCAACACCUCACUAUCAGAUCAAGCCUCCCUCACAACCAACCCUCCACACCCAAACUCCCACCCGAACCUACAACUACCACCAUCACCACCCCUCCUCUUCCCCUCCGCGCACCACGAAUCAACCGAACUACUCCAGACCCUCACGCACAUCCGCACGCAGCUCCACCGCGCCUCGCACCUCUACGCCCAAAAGGCAGCGUUUGUUGACGAUUCAGAAAGACAAUGGAUUGAGUCUACGAUUGCAGAUACGGCAGACGCGGUGCAUGCGUUAGCGGUGCUGGUUGAGCCGGUGCGCGUGGAGUGGGGAGUGAGGAAUCAGCCCACUAGUCAUCAUAAUGUCAAGGGGAGGAGUAAGCGGAUGUCAAUGGGUUUGGGGACGCAGUUGAGGUGGGUGUGUAGGGAUGGACAGAGGGCGAAGGUGCAGAGGAGCAGGUUGAUGGUUUGUUAUUCGAGCUUGAUGGUAGUUUUGGAGAGGUUGAUGGGGGUGGGUUGCGAUGAUGGAGGGAAAGGGGUAGUAGGGAGAGGAGGCGGGGAGGUAUUGGGUAUAGAGGAGGUGGAGGUACAGGAGUUGCCUGGGGAGGGUGAGGCGGUUGGUAUUGGCGCUGGCGCUUGUACUGGUGGUGAGGCGAGUUCGGGAGUGAACGUUAUGAAAGGAGGAGGGUUGGGGUUAGAUGUUAAGAAUGAGAUGCGGGAUUUAUUACGCUGGAGGCAGGCAAAGGGAAAUAAUAUUUAG
Messenger RNA from Aspergillus costaricaensis CBS 115574, 881 nucleotides. RefSeq lists its product as uncharacterized. Bases 108 to 881 code for a protein of 257 amino acids. NCBI's taxonomy places the organism in Eukaryota, Fungi, Ascomycota, Eurotiomycetes, Eurotiales, Aspergillaceae. The record is from RefSeq and is a predicted model, not a curated record. The transcript has a single exon.